Molecule: messenger RNA, 1635 nt
Organism: Budorcas taxicolor (takin)
Lineage: Eukaryota; Metazoa; Chordata; Mammalia; Artiodactyla; Bovidae
Gene: LGI2
Product: leucine rich repeat LGI family member 2
Exons: 8
Coding region: 1-1635 (544 amino acids)
Biological process (GO): inhibitory synapse assembly
Molecular function (GO): protein binding
Source: RefSeq, a predicted model, not a curated record
AUGGCGCUGCGGAGGGGCGGUGGGGGGCCGGGGUUGCUGCUGCUGCUGCUGGGCACCGCGUGUCUGACACCGCCGAGCGCGCAGGUGAGGCGGCUGGUGCGCUGCCCCGCCACUUGCAGCUGUACCAAGGAGUCCAUCAUCUGCGUGGGCUCCUCCUGGGUGCCCAGGAUCGUGCCGGGCGACAUCAGCUCCCUGAGCCUGGUAAAUGGAACGUUCUCAGAAAUCAAGGACCGGAUGUUUUCCCAUCUGCCGUCCCUGCAGUUGCUAUUGCUGAAUUCUAACUCAUUCACAGUCAUCCGGGAUGAUGCUUUUGCUGGACUCUUUCAUCUCGAGUACCUGUUCAUUGAAGGGAACAAAAUAGAAACAAUUUCAAGAAACGCCUUCCGUGGCCUCCGUGACCUGACUCAUCUUUCUUUGGCCAACAACCACAUAAAAGCACUCCCAAGGGAUGUCUUCAGUGAUUUAGACUCUUUGAUUGAACUAGAUUUGAGGGGCAAUAAGUUUGAAUGUGACUGCAAAGCCAAGUGGUUGUAUCUGUGGUUGAAGAUGACGAAUUCCACUGUUUCUGAUGUCCUAUGUAUCGGUCCGCCGGAAUAUCAGGAAAAGAAGCUGAAUGACGUGACCAGCUUUGACUAUGAAUGCACAACUACAGAUUUUGUUGUUCAUCAGACUCUGCCCUACCAGUCAGUUUCAGUGGACACGUUCAACUCCAAGAAUGACGUGUAUGUGGCCAUCGCUCAGCCUAGCAUGGAGAACUGCAUGGUGCUGGAAUGGGACCACAUCGAAAUGAAUUUCCGGAGCUAUGACAACAUUACAGGUCAGUCCAUCGUGGGCUGCAAGGCCAUCCUCAUUGAAGAUCAGGUCUUUGUGGUGGUGGCUCAGCUCUUUGGCGGCUCUCACAUUUACAGAUACGACGAGAGCUGGACCAAGUUUGUCAAAUUCCAAGACAUUGAAGUCUCUCGCAUUUCCAAGCCCAACGACAUUGAGCUGUUUCAGAUCGAGGAUGAGACGUUCUUCGUCAUCGCCGACAGCUCCAAAGCCGGUCUGUCAACCGUGUAUAAAUGGAACAGCAAAGGAUUCUACUCGUAUCAGUCCCUGCACGAGUGGUUCAGGGACACGGACGCGGAGUUCGUGGAUAUAGACGGAAAAUCACACCUGAUCCUGUCCAGCCGCUCCCAGGUCCCCAUCAUCCUCCAGUGGAAUAAGAGCUCAAAGAAGUUUGUUCCCCACAGUGACAUCCCCAACAUGGAGGACGUGCUGGCUGUGAAGAGCUUCCGCGUGCAGAACGGCCUCUACCUGUCCCUCACCCGUUUCAUCGGGGACUCCAGGGUCAUGAGGUGGAACAGCAAGCAGUUUGUGGAGAUCCAGGCUCUCCCGUCCCGGGGGGCCAUGACCCUGCAGCCCUUCUCUUUUAAAGAGAAUCACUACCUGGCCCUGGGGAGCGACUACACGUUCUCCCAGAUAUACCAGUGGGAUAAAGAGAAGCAGCUCUUCAAAAAAUUUAAGGAGAUUUAUGUGCAGGCGCCUCGUUCCUUCACAGCCGUCUCCACUGACAGGAGAGAUUUCUUUUUCGCAUCCAGUUUCAAAGGGAAAACGAAGAUUUUUGAACACAUAGUUGUCGACUUAAGUUUGUGA